Messenger RNA from Dovyalis caffra, 531 nucleotides. NCBI's taxonomy places the organism in Eukaryota, Viridiplantae, Streptophyta, Magnoliopsida, Malpighiales, Salicaceae. The record is from the annotation of a GenBank genome assembly.
AUGAAGUUCGUGACAGAUUGCUCGGAUAUGGUUGGGAAUGAUUAUAAUGGUAUGGUAGGUGGACCGACAGCUCAAAUAUCAAGCUUGCCUAAGAGUUUUAGCAAUAAUUCUAUGAGAGAAAGUAGUAUAGGAUAUUCAGCUUCAGGGAGGAGAAGUGGACCUCUAGCAUCAGCUUCAGGGAGGAGAAGUGGACCUCUAGAAUCAGCUUCAGGGAGAAGAAGUGGACCUUUACAAUCAGCUUCAGGGAGGAGAAGUGGUGUGCUUUCAGAAUCAGCUUCAGGAAGGAGAAGUCAUGAGAUGCAGCCAACAAUUCAUUAUAGGGAAGUAGAAGUGAGAAGGAACAUUAGUUCUAUGGGAUACUCUAAUGGAAUGGGACUGAGGAGUUAUAGUGUUGGGAUAGGAAAGAUUGGCAAAAUUGAUGAGGAGAAACCUUGUUCAUUUAGAGAGGAUGGUGAUGAAGAUAACAAGGUAGAUGUGUGUCCUAGAAGUAGAAGUCAAGCUGUUUCAAGGAAGGCUGUGUAUAAUUACUAG